GCUCUUCUUCUCCUCCUCACUGCAGCUCCCACCGACGGCAGGUCUAACUUGAUGGUGGAGGAGCCAUUUCUUCUUUUUUUACGCACAGCGAGAAUCGGUGUCCGCUCACCAUAUCAGGAUAUAAAAACAGACAUACUUGGAGUUUCAGCCGUCUACGUCGAGCCGUGUCGAGAUGAUGCACUGAGGAGAAAACUGCACAGGCUCCCCGGUUGUGUUGAUCCUGAGCUGCAGUGCACGGAGGGGGGAUUGCGGUACAAGGUUAAUACUCAGCAUCGGUAAAGGUCUUCUCUGUGAGCGGGGACCGACUUUAACGGGUGAUUCUUGCCCCUGUGCGGGGGGAUCGGCGGAGAAAUAUAGAUCUAUAAAAAAUUAUGGCCACCCUACUGCGGAAGAUCGGUCUGAUCCGCCUGCACGACCGAGACACAGAGGACCCAAAGCACCAUCAGGGUUCGCUAAAGGGGACCAAAGGGAACCAGAAAAACAACGCCAACAAACACUGUCAGACCGCCAACGAAACCAACAACAUCCUGAGCACCCCGGAGAUUAAGGCGAGGAAGCUGGACCAGCUCGCCAAGGACAAGCCGUCCGGGAAGGAUAAGCAGCAGGGCAAGGAUGCGAAGGAGAAGCAGCAGACGGCAGGAGGCGGGAGUAAAGCGACCAGCGCCUCCUCGAUACCACCGCUGGCGCCUCACCGGCAACACUGCACCCAGGUCCGGACGCGGAGGCUGAUGAAGGAGCUACAGGAGAUCAGGAGGUUAGGGGACAACUUCAUCACGGUGGAGCUGGUGGAGGACAACCUGUAUGACUGGAACGUCAAGCUGCACCAGGUGGACAAAGACUCGGCGCUGUGGCAGGACAUGAAGGAGACCAGCACCGAGUUCAUACUGCUCAACGUCACCUUUCCCGACAAUUUCCCCUUCUCGCCGCCGUUCAUGCGGGUCCUGACGCCCCGCUUGGAGAACGGCUACGUGCUGGACGGCGGGGCCAUAUGCAUGGAGCUGUUGACCCCGCGCGGAUGGUCCAGCGCCUACACGGUGGAGGCGGUCAUGAGGCAGUUUGCGGCCAGCCUCGUAAAAGGACAGGGGCGUAUAUGUAGGAAAGCAGGGAAAUCCAAGAAAGCUUUCAGCCGCAAGGAAGCCGAGGCCACCUUCAAGUCCCUGGUGAAGACCCACGAGAAGUACGGCUGGGUGUCCCCGCCCGUGUCCGACGGCUGAGUGCUAGAUCAUCCAACUCCCGCGCUAGCCUGACGUAACCCCAGCUAGCCCCGACGCGCAAAACGACACACCACGCUAACUCAACAAUCUCCCAUCUUUCGCCGUUUCACUUCAAAGAGUUUUUGCUUUUUGCUUUUGUGUGUCUGUGUUAUUAUGUUUUGGAUUUUUAUUUUUUUUCGCCCUCAUCUCCACCGAAACUCUCGGAGAGCAGACACGCCCCAUCAUCGUCUUCGUUCCCUUCCCCCUCGCCUCGGAAAUACUUUGUGUGUGUGUGUGUGUGUGUGCGUGUGUGUGUGUGUGUGCGUGUGUGUGUGUCGCUCCAUCGGACAACAGCUGUUAGUGUGUGUGCGUGCAUUGGAGUGUGCGUUGCUGUCGGUGGAUUUCUUUUUUUUUGUCUUAACGCACACCCACGCAUGUGCGGGAUACAUUGUAAGUGUGGACUUCUCCACCCAUGUGAAAGACUACUGAAUGAAGGAGACUCAUCCCCAUCUCCCGUGCCCGCCAUCCCAUCCAUCUCUCCCUUCUUCUCUGCAGCACUGGACCGGCAUCACUUCCCGCCGCCUCUCUCUGUAGCUGUCAGGUCAUUUACAUAUAAAUGAGGCUGUUAAUGUUUAAUAGACGGGCAGCGCGCUGGCGUUUAUACUCACUCAUUCCUUCAUUUCCCCUUUCUUUCGACUGUGCCGUUGCUCACAGUUCAAUGCAACAAGAUUGUAAUUUACAUGGAGCUGUGCUCUCUCUCUCUCUCUCUCUCUCUCUCUCUCUCUCUCUCUCUCUCUCUCUCUCUCUCUCUCUUCCUUUAGCUCGCUCACUUUCUUUCUCUCUGUUUCUCGUUGCUAAAUUUAGAGCUCACUGUUGCGUAGAUGGAUAUUGAUUUUUUAAUGGAGAAAUAAAAAAGUCACAUGUUGCUUUAUGCAGAGACUAUGUAUGAUAAAUAGAAUGACAGUCAGCCACCUUUCUUUCUCUCUCUCUCUACUCUCAUGUUAUCGUGUGUGUGUGAGUGUGUGUGUGUGUGUGUGUGUGUGUGUGUGUGUGUGUGUGUGUGUGUGUGUGUGCGCGUGUGUAGGAGAGGAAGAAGACUAAUUCCCAUGAUUUAGAUACCAGAUGGUACAGCUGAAGGCCAGGCCUCAGUGUGUGUGUGUGUGUGUGUGUGUGUGUGUGUGUGUGUGUGUGUGUGUGUGUGUGUGUGUGUGUGGGUGUGUGUAUGUGUGUGUGUGCAAGGGAGACAACCCUUUAAACAGAGAAGAAUAUGAUUUACUGUGAAUGACACUAAGGCCUAAAGGGAGUGCUGUUUUCUUUUUGCUAAAGUACUCGUCGACGUCUUGUUCCACUUUGUGUGUCAGCUCCUGAUUAUUAGAACUGUAAACAUGUGUGUGACUGAAUAUCUCGUCUGUCUCUCUCCGAUCCAUGUAAAGAACUAAAAGGUCAGUAGAAUAUACGCUUCCGGACGUUUAGCUGUGCGCCAGACGCCCACACACACACACACACACACACAGACACACACACACACGUAAGCUCGCCCACGCACAACACACACGUACACGCACACAUACGCACGCGUACACCUGAAAUGAAGACAGACACGGGCUCGUGGAGUGGUGCUUUAAAUGAGCGUUGGCUUCAGAGCCAGCCUGAUUGAUGUCUGCUGAAAGAGAGACUGAAGGAUGAGGAGGAGGAGGAGGAGGAGGACAGAGGAGGGGAGUGCGUUGCUUUGAUCACCACCGGCUGCUUCUGGAAAUGUCAGGUGGCUUGCAAAAUGGCCGAAGACAGAUAUUAUUUGUUCUGUGAUUACUUAAGAGACACGCAGUUCCUGAGUUCCAACCUUUAAAAGGACUUUAUUAUAUUAACUCUGCGGCUGCAUCAAUAUCCGUCUCAAUCAAUCGGGCCUGUACUCGCCACACACUAUCGCUCCGUCCAGUCCAGUGAGCUCCUCGUGUGUUUGUUUUGCUAUCUGCCAGUUAAAUGUCAGAGGGAAAGCUGCUAAUUGGUCUGACAUUUCAGCCGAGCAUCAUUAGAGACGAGCUGCUGAGAGGAGAAGGAUGGAGGAUGUCAAACCUCCCGCACGGCGCUAACAUUUUGUCACUUUCCACUCCCGCCCUGCGUUUUCGGGGAGGGCGAGGCGUGCAGGGAGGGCAGAAAGCGGGUGAGGUAAGGACAGGCGGGGGUUGUAGGAGCAUCCCGAAACCGUCAGCUCACAGCAGGCCAGACCGUAAUCCUCCGCACGGCUGCCAGCAGGCCACGUUUGGAACGCGCCGCGUCCUCAAAGCCCUCCUUAUGUCGCAGUUGUGGUCGAUAGCAAAUGUCCUAUCUGUGUGUGUGUGUGUGUGUGUGUGUGUGUGUGUGCAUGUGCGAGCAAGUAUGUGUGUUACAAGCUCCCGUCGUGAAGAAAAAAAAAAGGCAAAAGAGUAAAAAACAAAAAACACACCAUCUGGUAUGUGGUCAUGUACGCAGGCGUGUUAGUCCUCUUUGAAUUUGGAUCGUCACUUCAGGGUCGAUCGUAUCGCGAUCCCUCGGCUCGUCAGCGGAGAAAACUGUAAACUGAAUUAUUAUUAAGACAAAAUAUCUCAAAGAGCUGAGUGUUUGCUGGUUUCAAGAGAAUACUUUUGUGAUAUAGUUUAGAUUGGUAGUUUGCAGACACUAACUGGGUGAACUGAUUAUGUUGUAUUAUAUCUGCAUGUGAUAUGUGAUUGGUAGCUAGCUACUGUAUAUCUUUUUUCAAGAAAAGCAAGGAAAAAUAUGGGGAAAAACAAAAAUGCAAAUGCUUCUCUUUUCUUUUUUUCUUCUUUUGUUUUGGGUUCUGUAUUCUAUGUAUAUUUCUUUUCUUCCCGAAGCGUCCUAAAAAUGUCACAUUGUGUUCUAUGAAUGUUUGUGUUUUAAUUUAUUUGUGGUUUGCCAAAAUGAAGAUUUGAAGCAUGUUGCAGGUAUUGUCACAAGAAAAUGAGAAGAAGAAGAAGAAGAAGAAAAAAAAAAAACUUACUAAGAAUGAUAGCCUAUGUAUUUGUGUGAUGGGGGAAGGUGUGUUUAUUUGGGGGGAUUUCAGGGAGUAAAGAAGGACAGAAGGUUGCAAAGCCUCAAGAGUAUAAAAGGGAGUAUUUUCUUCAUGGGAGUGCAUCAAAGUGGAAUCAAGAAAAUUCCUACGCUCCCUUGAAUACUUCCUAGUCCCCUCCAUGAUGUCACUACUGUCCCUUCCCCAUUGGUCGUGCUCUAGACAGUGAUUUGGCUUAUGGGUAAUGCAGAAAACACAAAGAUCUGGACUGAAGUUUUCCCCAGUCACAGAUCAAGGAUCAGUAUGACGUCCCUAUGCUUCAAAUCUCACUCUUAAAGGGAACGCGCACAUCUGACCUGUGAUCAGUUACUUCUGGGCGACUUUAUCCCACUCCUGACUCGAGUGUUUGAUGGAGACCGAGGUCUUAAAAGUUCAAAAAGGUGAAAGGUCGUUGCAAGACCAAACAGGAAUGUGCAAUAAAAGUUACAGCUUAUUGAAA
Molecule: messenger RNA, 4696 nt
Organism: Cottoperca gobio
Lineage: Eukaryota; Metazoa; Chordata; Actinopteri; Perciformes; Bovichtidae
Gene: ube2ql1
Product: ubiquitin conjugating enzyme E2 QL1
Exons: 3
Coding region: 372-1214 (280 amino acids)
Source: RefSeq, a predicted model, not a curated record